Rhipicephalus sanguineus (brown dog tick) is the source of this 1669-nucleotide messenger RNA. It is a transcript of the gene Atg6, whose product is annotated as beclin-1. Gene Ontology annotation, cellular component: phosphatidylinositol 3-kinase complex, class III, type II; phagophore assembly site; phosphatidylinositol 3-kinase complex, class III, type I. The transcript is spliced from 2 exons. The coding region runs from base 243 to 1580 and encodes 445 amino acids. The record is from RefSeq and is a predicted model, not a curated record. Gene Ontology annotation, biological process: autophagy; late endosome to vacuole transport; cellular response to nitrogen starvation. NCBI's taxonomy places the organism in Eukaryota, Metazoa, Arthropoda, Arachnida, Ixodida, Ixodidae.
GCGAUCAGUGGUUGCAAAACAACGCUGCAGGUGUUUUUCACCAUUUUGGCACCUUCAGAUUUUCACACGCGCACUCACUUAGCUCGUCGAAGGCCUGCUGCUAAUCCCAGAUAAGUCUGAUCCGGCGUUGCUGCCGAAAAAGACGAAUCUGGCGGUAUAAACACCGCGCUUACGCAAUGUCGUAGGUUCGUGAAGACGCCGAGUCUCAUUGAUCCAGCUGUGAAAGCAGGAACCAAACAGUCAUGGCUGGGCUGUCGGUCACUCUCACAAAGGACCGUACGUUUCCCGUCAACUUCACCUGCCAGAGAUGCUGUCAGCCUCUCCGACUCGACGCGUCUUUCUCGUCCAUCGACGAGCAAACCUUGUCUGAGCUUUCGGAGCCGAUGCUGAGUCAGUCGGACCCCGUCGAGCUAUGCGGUCCUUCACCAGCGGUCCACUACCGAGUCCCCGAGGAAGGCGUCUCACGUCGCGCGGUCGAACCUCUACGCUUCGUCGAGAGCGGCAACGGCUUCAUGUUGGUGGGCGAAAGCGCGGCCGUCGUGGACACGACCAUCAGCCACAGGCUAGACGUCGAGACGCGCUUGUUCGAGCUGAUGACGAAUCAGUCGGCGGUCGACUACCCCAUCUGCGAGGAGUGCACGGAUAACCUUCUGGACCAGAUGGAGAGACAGCUGGACCUGGCGGAAGACGAGUGCAAGGACUACAAGAAGUACCUCGAACAGCUCACAAACGGCGAGGAUGAAGUGGUCAACUUGGACGAUUUGGACGCCGAGUUCCGAAAGCUGGAACAGGAGGAACGCGAACUCCUGGAGGCCGUCGAGAAGAUCGAGAAGGAACGCGGCGAGGUCGCGAACGAGCGCAAGCAGCUCGCCGAUCGGCUGGAACGUCUGCGAGCCGACGAAGACCGCUACUGGCGCGAAUACUCGGAUCUGAACCGUCAGCUGAUGCAGUGCUCCGACGACCACGCCAGCGUCGAACGCCAACUCAAGUACUCGGAGAACAAGCUGAGUCAGCUGCACAAGACGAACGUGUUCAACGCGACCUUCCACAUCUGGCACAACGGACACUUCGGCACCAUCAACAAUUUCCGACUAGGUCGACUCCCCAACGUUCCCGUCGAGUGGUCCGAGAUCAACAUGGCGUGGGGUCAGACGGUGCUCCUGCUCCACUCGUUGGCCGAGAAGAUGGAGAUGACCUUCCUGAGGUACCGGCUGGUACCCUUCGGGAACCACUCGUACCUGAUGUGCCUGGAGGACCCGACCCGGGAACUGCCCCUGUACUUCGCCGGCGGCUUCAAGUUCCUGUGGGACACCAAGUUCGAUCACGCCAUGGUGGCGUUCCUCGACUGCCUGCAGCAGUUCAAGGAACAGGUGAGCAAGAUGGACUCCAACUUCUGCCUUCCCUACCGGAUAGACAAAGGCAAGAUCGAGGACAGCAACACAGGCCAGUCGUGCUCCAUCAAGAUCCAGUUCAACUCGGAAGAGCAGUGGACCAAGGCUCUCAAGUUCAUGCUCACAAAUCUCAAGUGGGGACUGGCCUGGGUCUCCGCCCACUUUGCUGCUCGCGAGGCAGGCAGCUGAUCUUAUCAAACUUGUGAUCAAACACGCUCGCGUGUACAGAUCCUGUAUAUACGGCCGAUGUGAUAUAAAACUGUGUAGUUCGCUGCGUA